CAAAAACAGCGGAUCACCGUUUCAUUUUCGCUUUUGCGUCGUCGAGCAAGCAUGGUGGCCCUCAUUUGCGUCAUGUACUCGGUCAUGGCGGUCUUCUCGUCCACGGGCAUCUACUCGACCAACCCGUGCGCGACGCCAGCAGCGGCGCCGUCGGCCAUGGACGUCUACCGCGACCAAAUGGAGACCUAUCUGAGCAAGAGCGAGCUGUACCGGGACUUGCACGCGCCACCCACGAUGCCCACCGAAGACGACGAGUGGUCCGAGAGCUCGAGCCGCCGCCUACGCGCGUCGCCAUGAGCACAAGACUCCUUAUUUAACGCUGUAAUUUCUAUAUCUACGCUCGCAACGCUUUUCGCA
Messenger RNA from Saprolegnia diclina VS20, 357 nucleotides. RefSeq lists its product as hypothetical. The record is from RefSeq and is a predicted model, not a curated record. Bases 52 to 297 code for a protein of 81 amino acids. NCBI's taxonomy places the organism in Eukaryota, Oomycota, Saprolegniomycetes, Saprolegniales, Saprolegniaceae. The transcript has a single exon.